Penicillium cataractarum is the source of this 2109-nucleotide messenger RNA. RefSeq names its product TTC39/IML2 family protein. NCBI's taxonomy places the organism in Eukaryota, Fungi, Ascomycota, Eurotiomycetes, Eurotiales, Aspergillaceae. Bases 1 to 2109 code for a protein of 702 amino acids. Gene Ontology annotation, cellular component: mitochondrial outer membrane; cytosol; nucleus. The record is from RefSeq and is a predicted model, not a curated record. The transcript has 5 exons.
AUGUUGCGAGUGGGGUCUUGGUUGUACGGGAAGAAGCCCGCCAAUGCCUCGACGCAAUCGCUGGACUCGCUGGCCGAGUUGAAAGACUCGGCGACGUUUAUCCUCAAUGACGAUGUCGAUAGCGCCGAAGCUGGCUUGGCCAAGGGAUCCUCGUCGUUCCACAACUUGGGCAAAGGCAUGGUAGCUUUCGUUCGGGCGACCCUAGGCUUUGAACAGGAGAUUAUGCGACAAGCGUCGGAACGAUUGAGCGAGGCGGAAACCUCAGCAGCCACUGAUCAACACCGCGCCCAACAUAAUGCCCACGCCCCCAAUGCCUUCCACUCGGAGAUAUAUGCUGCGGGCAGUGAAUAUGCACUGUGCCAAGCGAUCGCGCAGCUAAUGGGCGCCGUCGUGGGUGUCCUCAACGAGAGUCUGACGGAAAGUAUCAAGGCCUUUUACCGUCUGCGCAAGGCCUACAUCGCUCUGGAUGCCAUCUUGAAGAUGGAAGAGAAAUUUAUGGAGUUGAGAGACCCCAGCCGAGUUCUCCUUCCAAGUUCGAGUGACCUCUCCAAGGCUAGUAGUAGUGCCAGCACAGAUGUCAAGUCUCUGGACUCAUCCAGCGAGCCAGCCAACAAAGUGCCGUCCGCAACAGCUCAGCCAGUUUUAUCCGAUGAAAAGGAUCUCGCUCAGACUUUGUCCGGAUUGACAGUCAGCCCAGAGCCGGAGCUCGCAUCUGGUGCUUCCACGCCCGGUGGUUCCAACAACAUCAACCAUGACCCCGACUCCGACAUCUUCCAGAACGAGAUCGACGUGUUUGUGCACUCCGGCGCCAACUUCUGCUUCGGUAUCCUCUUACUCCUCAUCUCCAUGGUUCCACCUGCAUUCAGUAGGCUUCUCUCCAUUAUUGGAUUCCAUGGCGACAAGCAGCGAGGACUUCGGAUGCUCUGGCAAGCCAGCAAAUUCCACAACAUUAUCGGUGCCAUGGCAGCCUUGGCAUUGCUUGGCUACUACAACGGAUUUGUUCGUUAUUGCGAUAUCAUGCCUGACCCGACCCCGGGUGAGGACGACGUCGAAGGCUACCCGCAAGAGAGGCUGGCUGAACUGUUAACCGAGAUGCGAUCCCGGUUCCCGAACAGUCGACUCUGGCUUUUGGAAGAGUCGCGGAUGAAGGGCGCUAACAAGGAUCUGGAGGGUGCCUUGGAACUCCUCAGUUCGAAAAGCAAGAGCCCGCUUAAGCAGGUGGAGGCUUUGUGUGUUUUUGAGAAGAGUCUGAACGCGCUGUUUUUGCAUAAUUACGACGUAUGUUCGGCAGCUUUCAUCGAGUGCGUGGAUCUCAACUCCUGGUCCCGCUCAUUGUACUACUAUAUCGCCGGCUCCUGCCACGUUGCGCUCUACCGCCAAUCCAUCGUAAACGAUCCCAAAAAGGCCAAAGAGCACGCGAGCAAGGCCGCAGAGUAUAUUCGCAAAGCUCCUCCCUUGGCCGGCAAGAAGCGAUUCAUGGCCCGCCAACUGCCAUUCGACGUGUUUGUCACGCGUAAGAUUGCCAAGUGGGAAGCCCGCGCCAAGGAAUGGAACGUCGAGCUGGUGGAUGCCAUUGGCGUGGACCCCAUCGAGGAGAUGAUCUUCUUCUGGAACGGACAUAGCCGUAUGACCCGCAGCCAGCUCGAGGAAUCUCUGACCCGAUUGGCAUGGUGUGAAAGCAGUGAGAAUAAGACUUGGUCUCGCGAGGGCCCCGAGGAGAAAGCAAUCUUGGAGCUUCUCCGGGCUGCCGUGCUGCGGUCCCUGCACAAGCACGAAGAGGCCAAACAGAUCCUCCACACCAAGGUGCUGACACAUGAUAAGUCUUUAUUCAAGGGUCAUCUGAAGGACGAUUGGGUCCUUCCCGCUGCGCAUUUUGAAAUGGCCGCGAAUGUCUGGAUGGAGCGACCUACCUAUCAAGCCCUGCACAAGCUCUCGUCCGAUGUCUCUGAGAAGCCGGAGCAAGAGCGGAAGCUGGUGCGGACUUGCAAGGAGCAUCUGGACCAUGCCGCACGCUGGGAGAGUUACGAAUUGGAUGCUCGUAUUGGAUUGAAGGUGACUGCGGCCUUGGAGGCCGUUCACAAGUGGGAGAACGUGCACCCAUCAGCCUGA